GCGUAUUGGCGUUUUCUGCUUUUUCCUCUUGCUACGAAGCAAUCGGAAUCGUUCGGUGUGUGAGCUGGUGUUUUGUGAAGAAAAUCGUGAAUUUCUCCCCGAAAGCGACCGCUACCAGCAUCCAAGAUGUACUCGAACGAAGAACCAUGGGAGGGUGGCUACGAUGAGUACGGCUAUGAGAUGGGCAUGCCGGAGGAUGGCAUGUACGAUCGGGGCUACUUCCCGAUGCACGAGGACGUGAAGAAGUUCCUGAUGUACUUCUGCACCGUCAUCAAGGAUGGGGUGGUGUACGAGAUCCAGAAUCUGUACGAAAACACCUUCCCGAAGCUGAGCGAGCAGCACUUCGAGAAGAAGGCCUGGCCGAGCGAGGAGGAGGUGGCGCACCUGGUCGACAACGACAACCUGUUCCUGAUCCUGUACAAGGAGCUGUACUACCGCCAUCUGCACGCCCGCAUCCAGGGCGGGCCGUCUCUCGAGCAGCGGCUGAACUCGUUCUACAACUACUGCAACUUCUUCAACUACAUCCUGCCGUCGAAGGAGCCGGUGCAGCUGGAGCUGCCCGACAUCUGGCUGUGGGAGCUGAUCGACGAGUUCGUGUACCAGUUCCAGAACUUUGCGCAGUACCGCGCCCGGCUGACGGACAAGACGGACGAGGAGAUGGACAUGCUGCUGAACAACAACAGCAAGGUGUGGAACAUCCUCUGCAUCCUGAACGUGCUGCACUCGCUCGUGUCGAUGUCGAAGAUCAAGGACCAGCUGGAGGCGGCCGCGGCCGGCAAGGACCCGGAGGCGGUGGCGGGCGAGUUCGGGCGCCACUCGUUCUACAAGAUGCUGGGCUACUUCAGCCUGGUCGGGCUGCUGCGCGUCCACUCGCUGCUCGGGGACUACCACCAGGCCAUCAAGGUGCUGGAGCCGAUCGAGAUCCACAAGAAGAGCCAGUACUCGCACAUUCCGUCGUGCCAGAUCAGCACGUCGUACUAUGUCGGGUUUGCGUACAUGAUGAUGCGCCGCUACUCGGACGCGAUCCGCACGUUCUCGUCGAUCCUGCUGUACAUCCAGCGCACCAAGCAGCUGUACAGCGCCCGCUCGUACCAGAACGACCAGAUCAACAAGCAGACGGACCAGAUGUACCAUCUGCUCGCCAUCUGUCUGGUGCUGCACCCGCAGUGCAUCGACGAGUCGAUCCAGCAGGUGCUGCGCGAGAAGAACUACCACGACAACAUGUACAAGAUGCAGUGCGGCGAUCUGGACGUGUUCCGCAACUUUUUCGUGUUCGCCUGUCCGAAGUUCGUGUCGCCGGUUCCGCCGCCGCCGGACGCACCGAUCGAGGACUACGUGAAGGAUGCGCUCGAGCAUCAGAUCAACGUGUUCAUGGACGAGGUGAAGCAGCAGCAGGAGCUGCCGACCAUCCGGUCGUACCUGAAGCUGUACACCACGCUGCCGAUCAUGAAGCUGGCCUCGUUCAUGGACCGCAAGCCGCAGGACGAGGUGGACGAGCAGAAGCUCGAGAACCUGCUGACCCGGCUGCUGUGCUUCAAGCACAAGAUGAAGAACGUCGUGUGGACGAAGGGUUCGAGCGGACUGGAGGGCAAGUUCCAGUCCGGUUCGGAGCUGGACUUUUACAUCGACAAGGACAUGAUCCACAUCGCCGACACGAAGGUGUCGCACCGCUACGGUGACUUUUUCAUUCGUAAGGUCAUGAAGUUUGAAGACCUGAACCGCCGUCUGCACGCCAUCAAGGGUUAAGUGACGGGGUGGAAAGGAUAAGCAGUAGCAGCAGCAGCAGCAGCAGCACGAUUUUCAUUUCUAUACAAUAUCUAGCAGCAUACCCAGAUACACAUUGCAAACAAUUCAAUAUCUACGUUUAGUCGGUUUUUUGAGCGCCGCAGGAGAGAAGUGACGAGGAGGACGGACUGCAGCAAACUUAUUCGUACGCGAACAAGAGAGCAGGAAAUCGUAUUAUAAUUUUUAGAAAUAGGGAGUCAUCGGAGUGCACAUUCGCAGUGCAGCAAUAAAUAAUGUAUUGCCAUUGUGGAAGGCUCCCGGCCAAA
This is a messenger RNA of Anopheles merus, 2051 nucleotides long. RefSeq names its product eukaryotic translation initiation factor 3 subunit L (gene eIF3l). The transcript is spliced from 2 exons. Gene Ontology annotation, molecular function: protein binding; translation initiation factor activity. The record is from RefSeq and is a predicted model, not a curated record. Gene Ontology annotation, biological process: translational initiation. Bases 127 to 1746 code for a protein of 539 amino acids. Gene Ontology annotation, cellular component: eukaryotic translation initiation factor 3 complex; cytoplasm. NCBI's taxonomy places the organism in Eukaryota, Metazoa, Arthropoda, Insecta, Diptera, Culicidae.